This is a messenger RNA of Pocillopora meandrina, 1081 nucleotides long. The record is from the annotation of a GenBank genome assembly. Lineage: Eukaryota; Metazoa; Cnidaria; Anthozoa; Scleractinia; Pocilloporidae.
AUGAUGGUACAUGUUUUUUUGUGCGGUGAUUGGCGUGGUCCACAUUCCUGGAAAUUGUGUCAAGCUAAUGGAAAGACCUUCAUUUGGGGUCAUCUCUGGCCAUCGGAUAUUGUAGAUGCGCCGCAGACAGGUGUUGAAGAAUGUCUGGAUUUUCUGUAGCAUUGUCCUCCAAGUUUCGCAUCCGUAAAGCAAGACUGACUUCACAUUGGAGUUGAAGAUGCUAAGUUUGGUUCUUGUCCAGAUCUCCUUGGACGACCAGAUGUUCUUGAGCAUGACAAAAACUGCUCUGGCCUUGCCAAUCCUGGCUGUGACAUCUCUGUCCAUGCCCCCCUGUCGGUCAACUGCACUCCCAAGGUAGAUGAAGGAAUCCACUUCCCUGAUGGGCUCUCCACCGACUGUGACUGGUGCUUUGGCAGUGGUGUUAAUCUUCAUCAGCAAAAUGAAAGAGCUGUGGGAGCGAGCAAGACAGGAACCAGUAGCAAAACAAAUUCUGAAGAGAAAGUGGGGCUGGAUUGGACACACCCUCAGGAAUCCAGCACCACACGCCAAGCUCUGACCUAGAACCCGCAGGGAAAGAGGAAGAGAGGCCGGCCUCGCAACAGCUGGAAGCGAGACACUGAGGCAGAGCUCAAGCAGCAAGGUACAAACUGGACAGGAGCAGCAAGAUUAGCCCAGAACAGAGUGCGAUGGCGAGGGGUCGUCGAUGGCCUAUGUUCCAUGUGGAACCACGGGCCUAAGUAAGUAGUAAGUAGUAAUGGAAAGACCUGCACCAGUUGUGGUGACAACGACCAUUUUGCCCGUGUCUGCCUAGACACAAGUUCACAGCAUUGCAUCGGUUGAGAAGUCCAAACGACACUUCACAAACCUAUCACUUUCCACCACGGGCCUGACAUUCGAGCAAGUAAGGUUCCAAAUAGACACUGCAGCAACCUGCAACACCAUGUCAGCCAGCACCCUACGCUCCUUCUUCUCAGAUGUCGAAGUAAAUCGUUCGCUACCGUCUACAUCCCUAUGGAAACUCCAAGCUGCUUCAUCCGAUUGGUCCGGUGGAACUAAUGUGCGAAAAGAACAACAAGUUUGA